This is a messenger RNA of Macrosiphum euphorbiae (potato aphid), 1320 nucleotides long. The record is from the annotation of a GenBank genome assembly. Lineage: Eukaryota; Metazoa; Arthropoda; Insecta; Hemiptera; Aphididae.
AUGGAAGUCGACUUCCCAGAACCCAGUUACGAAUUCUCGACGUUAAAAGGCCAGUGGUCGUUAACCGACUCGCCCACCAUUACGGUGCAUUUGAAAGUGGCAUUUUGCGACGAAGCGGCUGACGAUCAGGCACGGAUGGCGAUGCAGGUAGCUGCGAUCGUGGACGACAUUGUUGGUGACUGUGUAGUGUACGGGGGAUUUGUGAUCGGAAACAAAGCGGCUGACCAGACCUUAAAUUCGGGGGUCCGCCAUGACUUCGACGACGACGACAAAUCGGCAGCCGUUCGCGUGUGGUUACGGAGCGCACGAGCGGCGCUAGUCGGCAGUGGUGGCAAGCCGACAACGGAGUACGAAUACCAUUUGCGACGGGAAGACGACGACAACGACCGACUGCUGACGUUGGCGUGGAAGAUGAAACUCCGUCCCUUCGGCUUGGCGACGCUUGGCAUGGUUCAGAUGACAGAGGUGACGCCGAAGGUAAAAUCGACGGUGUCACUGACGUGCACAUCGUUCAUCACUCCACUGAUAAGCUUGUUGUCCGCUGAAAGGAAGCAACAAAAACUGUCAGACCUAGCUGCCGCGGACCGCGAGCGAUGCCAGUUGGAAGACAACCGCCGGCUGCUAGAGGAAUUACGAUUGAUGGCCGACAGCCAGCGGCUAGUGAACCAUCGGAUGAUGGCACAAUUUGUAGAAGUUUUGAACGCAAAGAAGCGGCGGAUAUUGGACUUACAACAGGAGUUGGCUGAUUUGAAGCUAGAACGGGACGUUCCACGGCCGGAUGCCAUUGCCGUUGAACAGAAAAAAGUGAUAGUUCGACAACGACGUGGACGUGGCACCUGUCGUGGUCGACCCGGGCCAAUCAAAAAAAUCAGACGUUCUACAACUCAUAGUGACAUGAAAAAAUUCUGUUCCUCCUCGUCCGAAGACGAGAAUGUCGCUCAACGACAUGUCAAUAGCAGUGUUCAGUGGCCUGAGUUGGAGGAAAUUAACAAAUUAAACUGUGACAAUAUUUCUGGUAAUGUAGUAGUAGAUCCUGAGGAGACCCCACUGCCCACUUCAAUACCAGUGUCUCCUACAACACCAGUUUCCCUGAGAGUUUCUCCUAUUUUGCCAGUAUCUACAGAUAUGGAUGUAUCAGUCGAUCCCAGGUACUAUACCGACACUCAAAUAGAUUCACCUAACAGUUCACCCCCGUGGUUGCAACAGCCAUUGACAGUUUCUCCAUCACCUCAGUUGCAACCUUCAAUAAACCAACCCGGUGAACACCAACUACCAAAAAAGAAGUCUGUGCUUGAUGACCUAUGGUCUGGAAUUGUAUAA